This is a messenger RNA of Dreissena polymorpha, 5342 nucleotides long. RefSeq lists its product as uncharacterized. Gene Ontology annotation, biological process: positive regulation of DNA-templated transcription. Gene Ontology annotation, cellular component: nucleoplasm; chromatin. Lineage: Eukaryota; Metazoa; Mollusca; Bivalvia; Myida; Dreissenidae. The transcript has 3 exons. Gene Ontology annotation, molecular function: ubiquitin-protein transferase activity; zinc ion binding. The coding region runs from base 498 to 2201 and encodes 567 amino acids. The record is from RefSeq and is a predicted model, not a curated record.
UGUUCAUAUAACUAAUUAUCUUUAAUGCAAAUCAAUUACAUGUAUUUCUUUUUUAUUUUAACAGAGAACAUUCAUCACAAUGUUUAACUCCAAUAUUGGCCUGUUAUCAAAUUGAAGUAGUUUAUAAAUAAACGUUCUUGUUUAUUCUCAUGUGAUCAAGUUGGCCUGGUUGCUUUAUUGAUUGAGUUGCGAUACUUCCUCUUUGUAUGCACACAUAAACUAGUUGUUAAAGCUCUGUGGGCCAAUAUCGUUUAGUUUACCUUACCCAUGUCACAUGACUGGUGACAUUAAUUCUUUAGUUGCUGGAGAGAUAAACUUGCCAACAAACCGAAGUUGAUAUUUAUUUGAAUCUGUUUAGCUGAACAUUAAGUGUUAUAGACAUUGGACAUUAUAGCUAGAUGGAUUGUUUUUUUUGUUUAAUAGUCAAUGAGCCUAGAUGCCUUAUUAUUUGAGUUAAAUCAAAGAUGUACUGAAUAAAAUAUUCAGUGGUCAUCAAAAUGGCAGCUUUUUCGCAAUCCACCAUUGAAAAAGGAAAUGACUGGGUCCAAGACUUUUUGUGUUCGGCGUGCGAAGACGAGAAACUGAACGAAUCUGCUGAUUUCUACUGUGACUCUUGCAAGAAGUUUUACUGCCGAAAAUGUAUCCACUUGCACGGCCAAUUGUUUAAGAAACAUUCCACUCAUGGAAGGAGUGAUAUGAAGAAAUGGCCAGUGGUCAAGAAGGUGGAAGAUUUUCUUCUAAAAUGUGAUGUUCACAAAGAAGAAAACCUUGCAAGUUUUUGCGAAGACCAUAGCAAGCUGUGCUGCAAUACUUGUGCUUUCCAUAAUCACAGGCAAUGCAAAACGGUGAUGCUUUUAUCUGACUUGGUUAAAAAUACCUCCACAGACCUCAAACAAGUAUUAGUUACUAUCCAAACUACUCUGGCAGAACUGAAGAAGCUUCAAGACAAUCAGGAGGCUAGCAUUCAGUCUGUGCAAAGUUCAUAUGAUGAGCAGUUACACAAGAUACAGGAAACUCGGCAAAAGAUACUUGCAGCCUUAGACAUGCUUGAAAAGAAAACUCUGCAGGAAAUGAAAGAUACACUGACAAAACUGCAAGCCUCUCUAAAAAGUGAUGUUGACAAAUGUUCCACUCUUCGAAAUGAAUUUAAACAACUUAGAGACGCUAUUCAGGACAUAAGCGAUAAAAGCAAGCAAGAACUAUCUUUUAUAGCCAGCAUUAAAUGCAAGGACAAAAUACAUCAGUUUGAAAACUAUCAGAAGAAGAACUUUGCUCAACUAAAAUUUUCAAUAACUUUCCAGCCUAAUAGUGAAAUAAUGCAGUACCUUUCCCAGUUGUCCGGUCUUGGGAAGAUUGAACACUUUGCCCAGUCAUUGACUGCAGUGGGAAAUGCAGACCAAAUCAUAAGUAUUGAUGGGAAGUCUAAGUAUGAUGUACACAUACAGGGUGAUUCAAUUACUUGCAGAAUCGAAGACAUUUGUGUUCUCCCUAGUGGACAAGUCCUUGUUGUAGAUAGCCAAAAUAAUAAAGUCAAGCUGUUGAACAAGCAGUACCAGGUUGUGAGUCACUGUAGUGUAUCUGAUUCGCCUUGGGGCAUAUGUCAGAUCACACCAAGUGAGGUUGGUGUUACUGUUGGUAAAGAGGUCCAGUUUAUCAAAAUCAACAACAACCAGCUGGUGAAAGACAGAAAGCUCAAGUUUCAACAUAACUGUUUGGUUAUUGCCUCCCACCGGGGUGACCUGUUUGUAACCUCAGGUACUGAACUAUACAACUACUCGCUGGAUGGUAAACUAGUCAGCAAACUGCAGGAGAAUAAUUCAGAUACAAAUACAGUAAUGGGUUGUGCAGUGAGCCCGACAGGUGACAAGUUGUAUAUCACAAACUUCGAUGAGCACAAGCUCCUCACUCUGGCCAGGGAUGGAUCAGUCCUUUCCAUCUUCACAAACCCUGAAUUGGUCUAUCCAACUUGUGUACAUGUGACACCUGCAGGCCAGGUGCUGGUAUGUGGAGGGACUUCCUAUACUAUCCUACAGAUUGACAGUAAGGGCAGUAGGAAGCUGGCCACUCUGGCUACAGGGAGCGAUGGGAUUUAUUGCCCAAGGUCAGUCUGCUACAACAGCAACACUGACUCCAUUAUUGUGGGAACUGAAUCUGUUUUUGUGGGACAGUCUAACUACAUCCUGGUGUACAAAGUGAAAUAGCUUAUCAUUCUUGUAUCUGUUUUGUGUAAUAAUAAUAAUAAUAAUAAUUAGUAUAAUAAUGAUACAAAUUACAAGUGCUGUUAGUCAAUUAGUGCUUUGGUACAGUGCAACAAUUUAAAAAGAUAUAUAAUUAUACUGUACAUGUGUAGGAAUAAGUGAUAUAAAUGACAAUACUUGUUUAUGUAAAAGUGAUAUGCUUCAAAGCAAGAAUGAUUGCAAAUGUGGAUACUUAUAUUUUUAUGCGGUUCUGGGGGCAUAUUAAAAUCGCACCGUCAGUUAAGUUUGUUUGUCCGUCUGAAUCAGUUUUCACUCAAUAAGUCAAGCAAAAUUGUCAUCAGAUCUUCACCAAACUUCAUGAAAAUGUGUAAGGCAAUAACAUGAAGGUCAAGUUGGAUAAUCGACGAAAUUGACCCAGACACUCCUGAGUUACGGCCCUUGAAUCAUCUUAAAUUGGGUUUUUCUCGUUUCCGCUCAAUAACUCUAGCAAAUUUCAUAGGAUCUUUGCCACACUUCAUGAAAAUGUGUAAGGCAAUAACAUCUAGGUCAAGUUCAAUUAUGGGCUAAAUUGACCCAGACACUCCUGAGUUACGACCAUUGAAUCAUCGAAAAAUUGCGUUUUUUCUUGUUUCUGCUCAAUUACUCCAGCAAUUGUCAUUGUAUCUUCACAAUACUUCAUAAAAAUGUGAAAGGUAAAUAACAUCUAGGACAAGUUUGAUGAUCAGCCAAAAUGACUCAGACACUUCUGAGUUAUGGCCCUUAAAUCAUCAAAAAGUUGCGUUUUUUCUAGUUUCCACUCAAUAACUCGAGCAAAUGUAAUAGGAUCUUCGCCACACUUCUUGAAAUUAAGGUCAUAUGAUCAAGGCCAAGUUCGAUAAUCAGCCAAAUUGACUAAGACACUCCUGAGUUUCGGCCAUUGAAUCAUAAUUUAUUUUAUUUUUUCUCGUUUCCCCUCAAUAACUCAAGCCAUUGUCAUCGGAUCUUCGCCACACUUCAUAAAAAUGUGUAAGCCAAUAAAAUCUAGGUUAAGUUUGAUAAUCAGCCAAAUUUACGCAGGCACUUUUGAGUAACGGCCCUUGAAUCAUAAAAAAAAAUGUGUUUCCUCUCAAUUACUCAAGUAAACCUGGGUUUCAUGUGGAAUUGGCCAACAACUCAGAUGGACUGGUAUUGUUUUAAAAAAUUUCCUCAGUGAAACAGUUUCAAUUGUUGCUAUCAAAUUCAUUCUCAAGAGUUGUUAACUAGUCAAAAAAAUUGAUAUGUGAAGCUCACAUGUCCAUAUCACAUAAUGGGCCAAAUGUAAAAAAAUUGUCAAAUAUAUAACCCAUUUAUAAUGGUACAGAUAUCAUAAAUAACUGACAAAUAUCCUGUUUUAACCUAAGGUUUUUAUCAGAACAUUUUCUGGGGCAUGUGUUAUCCUUCAGAGACAGCUCUUGUUCCUUAAAUAAUGUUAUUUCUCAUGCUACAUGUAUGUUUAGAAUUUGAUUUAUUAGAUUUGUAACAAUUACUUGAUUCAUUCCUUUAUUUGAUCUUUAAGUGGCUCGGAUAGAAUUUAGCUUAUGGAAAACUUAUCAAUUGAUAAUAUUGGCUUAUAUAAUAUAGCCAAUAUUUUGUAAUGAAUUGAUAGUUUUCAAAUUUAAAUACCUUUUAAAUCCAUUGUUAUUUUUACAGUUUGUAUGAUUUUUUUCCCAUCAUUUUGCACUUUGUUUUGCUUAUCAUAAUUGUGUACCAAAUGUCGAGAUGGUAGAGAAAAACAAAUAACUGCCUGUUUGUUUUGUAUGAUAUCAUGCAAGCCUAAGUAGAUUAAAAUAAUGAUGAAGCUUGCCAAACCUUAAGUUAAUUCCCACCAAGCCUGAUAUAUUACAAAACGAUCAGGCAGUUAUCUGUUUCUCUGUUCAUCAUAACUUUGUCGCCAUUUAAAAAUAAUACUGAAAUAUUAUCGCUGCAAUGCUUCAUUUUAGUUGGAAUAAAUAUAAUUUUUGACAUUUGAGGUGUCAAUGAUGACGUCUUUAACACUUGCACUUAAUUCUUGAUAAAAUAUGUGUUUUGCUGUGUUUGAACAUUUUUGUGUAAAAAAUAUAUAACACCUUUUAUCCAAUUGUUUGUUUUGUUGAAUCUGAUUAUAUUGUUCCAAAAAUGAUUAUUGUUUACUUUGAGUAAUAUUACCUAUGUCCAAAUAUUGGCUGAUAUAACAACUUUCUUUUGAUAUAAUAUUAAACAAUAUAUCAAGCAGCGUUAUAUCAGGCAGAUAUCAAUGUAGUGUAUAAUAAAGAGUAAAAAAGAAUCAGUAAUGUCCCAAAUUGGGAUGAUGUAUUCAAUUCAAUGUGAAAUCAUCACUCCAAACAUAACUCUGCGAGCAGUCACUCCAGACUUGAACCAGUUAUUUUGAAACUAUUUAUAAUCUGGGGCUGCGAAGCUAGACAUUGUAUUAUAGUCAUUUCCUCAAUCUGUUCGUAAUACUUUUGAGUCCGCAACUAUUUUGUGCCUGUGAUGUUUUUCUGAUACCUUUUAUGGAUGUUCAACAAACUCACAUCAAUUGUUGAGGUCAUGAAGCGAUGAACAAGAGGGCUUAGUCAGUCAAGCGAGGUUAAGUUCAAAGUCACACUUCAAGGUCAAAACCCUGUCUAUUUUUGUGUCUGAUCCAGGUCUCCUAUACUGUUUGAAGCAUUUACAUGAAACUUGGCUAAAAGGUGAAGGUCAUUGAGAUGAUGUACAGAAGGUCAAAGUUUUUGUCCAUUUAGUAUCUCCUGUAAUAACCAUUGCAUAAAGGAUAUUUAUGAAAAGCUAAUGCCAUAGAGACAAUUUGCAUAAGUUAUCAAUCAAAUCACUUUAACAAUUGGUUCAGAUCACCAACUGAAUGUCAGAACAUUGGCAAAGUGGACUGCCUUACUUCAAUAGAAAAGUGAACUUUGUUUAACCUGAUAACACAGCAAUAGACCCAACUUGAAACAAUCAUGAAACAUAAUGAUAUUCAGUUUUGUAUAGUUUGGAGAGUUUUACUAGUUUUACUUUGACUUGUAUUUUAUAAAGAGUUUUAUUUCCACUUGUACAUUUACAUGAAGAAUGUAUUUUUGAACUUAUUAUUGAUUUUCUUAAUGUGUGUCAUUAUACAGAUUAAAAAAGAAAUAGGCGUGAAGGGUUGGUGAA